Messenger RNA from Rubroshorea leprosula, 286 nucleotides. Lineage: Eukaryota; Viridiplantae; Streptophyta; Magnoliopsida; Malvales; Dipterocarpaceae. The record is from the annotation of a GenBank genome assembly.
AAUCUGCCAAUCAGACCCACAGAAAUCUCCGAAACGCAGCCUUCGAUUCUGCGAAUCAAUUCCGAUCAUCCAAUACCCGCCGCCCCAUGUCUGAAUCAAAGCCAAACGCCACAGUCUCCCGCUCAGAUGGAGGUGUGAAAGGACCUAAUAUAUUUGAAAGAGCAAAGGAUGAAAUGAAAGCAGUCAAAAGUAGUUAAUAUCAAACUCGAUAAGCAUGAACUUACCAUCGUGAUAUUAUAUUAGAAACAUAUAAAUUAGGUAUUAUGAAUAAAUAAUUUAUUAAUUU